Messenger RNA from Saprolegnia parasitica CBS 223.65, 3888 nucleotides. RefSeq lists its product as hypothetical. Bases 1 to 3888 code for a protein of 1295 amino acids. The record is from RefSeq and is a predicted model, not a curated record. NCBI's taxonomy places the organism in Eukaryota, Oomycota, Saprolegniomycetes, Saprolegniales, Saprolegniaceae. The transcript is spliced from 2 exons.
AUGGACAGGUGGAUCGACCCCGCGAUGCUGCCCAAGACGAGCGAGCGGCUCAUGGGCCUCGCUAUCUACCGCCGCCUGUACGGCCACAGCUACAUACCUGUCGACUAUGAAGUGCCCAACGCCGAGCCGUGGCCCAAGGUGCUGCGCGGCAAGCCGCUCGGCGGCGCCGUCAACCUCAUGCGUGUCGCCUAUCACCAGCUCGGUCCGUGGGUGGAAGUGAGCCUCGAGGGCCUCGGCUUUGUCUGGAGCUCUCCAGUGGACUGCACGCGCGCCCGGUGCUUCAUCGCCCACUCCCGCGCCAGGGUCAUGACCACUUGGUCUGUCGUCCUCGCCGCGCUCGCCCGAUUCCGCGAGCUCCACGGCCACGUGCAUGUGCCCGAGUGCUGGGCAGUGCCAAGGAACGAUGCCUCGUGGCCAAAAGAGGCGUGGAGUCUCGACUUGGCCCAGGCGGCCCACACGCUUGAUGUGCAUGCGUACAUGCUCCCGACGCCGCAGCUCCGCGCUGCCCUUUCCCUCGGCGUCGUUUGCGACGUGCCGGUCUGGGCCGACAUCUUCGACAUGUUCAAGCUAUACUGCAAGCGCUACGGCGCUGCCGACGUUCCCAUCAACUAUGUCAUCCGCGCGAGCCGCAAGCGCAAGGCCGACGAGUCGACGCCGCCGUGGGCGGCCAACUACGACGGUCUUCCGCUGGGCGAAAUCGCAAUGCGCGUCUGGCUCGUCUACAUUCAGCUACCGUCGCACCGGCUCAACGAGCUCAAGAGCGUUCGCUUCGCCUUUCACACGCAUGCAUCCUGGGCGACCGUCGUCGGGGCCAAGGCUCUGUUUGCGAGCAUCAACGGCCACAAUAGCAUCCCUGACUGCUACGCCGUGCCGCCCGACGACACGGCGUGGCCACCCGAGAUGCGAGGCCUGCGCCUCGGGCACUAUCUUCGCUUGCAAGCGACGGCAAACGGCGUGAAUCCGCCGCCCACGACAAGGGUCAUCGACACCUUCGUCGACGCGCGAGUGCAAGAAACCGAGUUUGACCGGCACGUGCUCGGUCUCAAGAUCUACAAGCGUGGCAGCAAGUCACCGGUCGCCCCAGAUUUCGCCGUGCCCCGCAACGAUGCCCGGUGGCCGCGUCGGAUCUGGGGCUUGCGCCUCGGAGACUUUGCCGCCACCCUCCGACGCGACUACGCGUCUCUCUCGGCCCUCCAGCGCGCGACAGUCAACGACAUUAUUGGUUUCGAGUGGGACCCCGCCGUCGCCAAGUGGUGGCCCGAUAUCGUCGCGACGCUGACACAGUGGCACGCAACGCACCGUGAUCGCGGCUGGCCCGACGCCUUUGUGUUUACGGCCGAGUGGCCAAAGUCCGUCGUCGGAGAGUCGCUUGGGUACAUGUUGACGCUGCUGGAGGUCCACGAAGACUUUGCAACGGCAGCGCACCGGCGCACGCUGCGUCGACUCUGUCUCAACGUCGACAACCGGUGGACGACCAAGGUCGCGGCGCUCACGACCUUUUACUCGCUCCACGGCCACCUGCGCGUCCCCCUCGACUACGUUGUGCCGACUACCGGCGAGUGGCCGCCAGGAGCCACCGGCAUGCCUCUGGGCUUCAUCGUGUCGCUGCUUCGGCGAGUUCCUCCGGCGGUCAUAACCUACGUCCAGCGCCGGGAGCUCGAGGCGCUCGCAUUCGAAUGGGAUCUUGCCGCCGAGUCGACGACAGAAGCCACACGACCGCCGUCGGUCGCCGCCGUUGACGUCGCACCUGCCAAAACGGUAGCUGUGGCGGCAGAUGACGUCGAGGCACCGCACGGGACCACGGUCGACGGCACGGCGGAAGUUUCCAUUAACUGGGCCAUGUGGGCGGUCGCGCUCACGCAGUUCAAGGCCCACGAAGGCCACGUCGACAUUCCGAGGGAUUACAUCGUGGGCGCCGACGAUGCGCGGUGGCCCGUCGCGCUGCGGUCGUUUCCCGUCGGUCCGAUUCUCACCAAGAUCCGGUCCCACGUCGUAGUGCCACCAACGUGGGUGCAAAGCCAAGCCCAGAUCGUUGGCGUCGACUUGUUCAGUGGCGCGGACCGCGAGUUCCGGCGCGUCCCGACCAAGGUGCUCGUCGACGCGCUCUGCGUCUACCACCGCCUGCAUGGCCACACGUACAUGCCCGACGGCUUCUGCAUCCCCGAGACACCGUCUGCGUGGCCGCUUAGCCUUGGCAGCGCCGACCUGGUCUUCGCCAUCGACGAGGUCACUCGCCACGUCUUUGAGCUUCCAGAAGCGUACGUGGCCAAGCUGCACGGCAUCGGCCGCUGCCGCUUUGCGCCCCUAUGGCCCGACUUUAUAGCGCAGCUGCAAACCUUCACGGAUGUCUACGGCGCCCUUGACAUUCCCAUGGACUUUAGCAUUCCGGCGUCGCCGCCAUGGCGCCGCGAGUGGCGAGGCGCGCCGCUCGGCGACGUCGCUUACAAGGUGCACAUGCUGACGCCGACGCUGUUACGUCGGUACCGAGACGACCUGCGCGCGAUGGGCCUGAUGUCGCGAACUGCGACGACGUUCGCACGCGUGCUCGACGCCCUCUGUAUCUUUCGGAGUCUCUAUGGCGGCCAAGGCGUCCCCGAAUGCUUUCAAGUCCCGUUCAAGAACGACAUGUGGCCGGCAGCGCUUUGGGGCAUGCGUCUUGGCCGCUACCGCCGGUGCACUGACGCUGCGCUGCAUUACCGCUGGGUCCCACCCGAGGCGCGCGACGCGUACGACGAGCGCAUGCGCUUGUACCACGACAUUCGACGCUACAACCCGCUGGACAACUGCGCCAGUGUCUUUGCCAUGUACCGACGCGAAGUGGGAGACCUCGCGAUUCCAGCCGACUUUGUCGCGCCGGCCCACUGGCGCAGCAAGAUCGACCGGCUCGGAGCCCGCGCCGAAGCGUACCGCGCAGCGCGGACCGCCGGCACCAUCGACGCCCUCGACAAGGCGACGCUCGUCGACCUUGGCUUCGCGUGGGACCUCGCGUUCCAUGCACUCUGGCCCGACAUCCUCGCCUUUCUCAAGCUCUGGGCGGCGCAACGCGAGGCCCUCCACGACGAUGUGGUGCUGACGAUCCGUGACGACGGGCUAUGGCCGCCAGCGCUGUUGCAGCAGCCGAUAGGCUACUACUUGACGCUGCUGGAUGUCCACGAAGACGCGGCGGCCCCGUCGCGCCGGUGCAUCCUCGAAGCGUUUGGCUUCGACUACGACCAGCGCUGGCAAACGAAGCUCGAAGCACUCGAAGUGUACCGUCUCGAGCACGGCCACGUCGACGUCCCGACCGAUUUCAUUGUACCAUGCACGGACGAAGCAAGCACGUGGCCAUCGGCGCUGCGAGGUCUGCGACUCGGCGACAUCGUCGUCUGGCUUCGCCAGCUACGCCCCCACAUGGAAGAGCGCAAGGUUGUUGAACUCGAUGCGCUCGGGUUCGUCUGGGAGUUGUCGACGCCGGCAUCACCACCGACUUUGACCCUGGAGACAUCGGCGCUGAAUUCGGGGCUGAAGCGCAAGGCGCUCGCGACGUCACCGCGCAUUGUCGUGGACCUCACCCACGAUGACGACGACAUCCUGGAUCUGGAGGAUGACGCGUCGUCACCCAAGAAGCGUCGACGCGCCGACUCGGACGACGAUGCUGAGGACAUGGACGACGUCAAUUGGAGCCACUGCGUGCUGGGGCUCAUGCUCUUCAAGUCGACGUUUGGGGAUUUUGACGUCGCCCGCACCUUUGACGUGCCUGCCGACGACGUCAAGUGGCCCAAGAUGCUGUGGCGUCUGCCUUUGGGUCGCAUCGUCCGAGCGCUACAACGCAGGCACAUUGCACCGCCUUCGAGCACGCGUCUGCACCUGCUUGCCAUGGGCGUGCCGUGGCUGCCCACGCCGGAAUGA